AUGCCAGCUUUGAAAGAUGCCGUCACGUCAAAUUUGACACUUGGCUCGGCCAUCUUAUUCCUCGUCACUGCUGGCGUGGUCUACAGAGUCGGCAUCGUCAUCUACAGGCUCUUCUUCCACCCCCUCGCCAGCUUCCCCGGCCCCAAACUCUACGCCGCAUCCCACCUCCCCUUCCUCACGCAGAACAUGCUCUUGGGCACCUUCACAAAAGACACCGUCAAACUCCACGAAAAGUACGGCCCCAUCGUCCGCAUCUCCCCCAACCGCCUCGCCGUCGACGGCUCCCUCGCCUGGUCCGAAGUCUUCUCCAGACGGCCCCAUCAGCCCGAAUACGAAAAGACAAUCGAGGCCUACGGCCUGCCCGGCCGCAUCGGCAUCUUCCCAGCCUACCGCGAUGACCACCGCCGCCAGCGCCGCCUCAUGGCGCACGCCUUCUCAGAGGGCGCCCUCACCGAGCAGGAGGGCUUCAUCAAGCACUACGUCGACCUGCUCAUCGCCCGCCUCGGCGAGCAGGCGCGCGCGGGCAACGUCCUCGACAUGACGCGCUGGUUCAACUACUUCACCUUCGACGUCAUCGGCGAGCUGGCCUUCGGCGACCCCUUCUACUCCCUCGAGAAGAGCAACUACCACCCCUGGGUCGCGAUGCUGUUCCAGUCCAUCAAGGCCGGCGCCAAGCUCAACUUCCUCUCGCAGUACCCCGUCCUGCGCCCGCUGCUCUUCUUCAUGAUCGACAAGAAGGACAUCGAGAAGAAGAUCGAGUCGGACAACCUGGCGCGCGAGAAGACGGACAAGAGGCUCGCCCUCGGCUCCGACACGCGCAAGGACUUCAUGACGUACAUCCUCCGCAACAACAAGGACGGGAAGGGCAUGAACCAUGAGGAGAUCCACGUCAACGCGCGCGCCCUCAUCAUUGCCGGUAGCGAGACCACGGCCACCGCACUCUGCGGCCUCACCUUCCAUCUGACACGUACGCCUGAGGUGUACCGUCUCCUGACGGAUGAGAUCCGCAACGCAUUUGCCAGCGAGGAGGAGAUCGACAUGAAGUCCACCGCACGUCUACAGUACCUACACGCCUGCCUCGAGGAGACUCUGCGGAUCUACCCCCCAGCCGCCGAGACGCCUCCCCGUAUCUCGCCCGGCGACUACAUCGACGGCCGCUUCGUGCCCAAGGGCACAUACAUCUCCGUGUACCAGUGGGCAACCCACCACUCCCCGCGCAACUUCACCGACCCGGACGCCUUCAAGCCGCAGCGCUUCCUGCCCGACGCGCACCCCCUCCACGAGGCCCGCUACGCCAGCGACAACAAGGCGUCCUUCCGCCCCUUCGCGGCCGGCCCGCGCGACUGCAUCGGCAAGAACCUCGCCUACGCGGAGAUGCGCCUCGUCGUGGCGCGCUUCCUCUGGAACUUUGACGUCGCGCUCGAGCCCGGCCAGGAGGACUGGGUCGCGGGCCAGCGGGCAUUUAACGUGUAUGAUAAGGGGCCGCUUUUGGUGAGGUUGAGGCCGAGGGAGCACAAGUUGGUUGGGGCUUGA
Messenger RNA from Colletotrichum aenigma, 1533 nucleotides. RefSeq names its product Cytochrome P450 monooxygenase aclL (gene aclL-2). The record is from RefSeq and is a predicted model, not a curated record. Gene Ontology annotation, molecular function: iron ion binding; monooxygenase activity; oxidoreductase activity, acting on paired donors, with incorporation or reduction of molecular oxygen. The coding region runs from base 1 to 1533 and encodes 510 amino acids. The transcript has 3 exons. Lineage: Eukaryota; Fungi; Ascomycota; Sordariomycetes; Glomerellales; Glomerellaceae.